Molecule: messenger RNA, 3937 nt
Organism: Clupea harengus (Atlantic herring)
Lineage: Eukaryota; Metazoa; Chordata; Actinopteri; Clupeiformes; Clupeidae
Product: Ras association and DIL domains
Exons: 17
Coding region: 414-3869 (1151 amino acids)
Biological process (GO): signal transduction; neural crest cell migration; substrate adhesion-dependent cell spreading
Cellular component (GO): microtubule
Molecular function (GO): GTPase binding
Source: RefSeq, a predicted model, not a curated record
GUGUGUGUGUGUGUGUGUGGGUGCGCGGCUAGGGGAUGAGCGGUGUGACGCGUCACGCGCACACGUUACAACCUGCACGAGGAUGUUGCAGACAGCGCGGGUGCGCGCGCGCAGUAAGGCACGCGCAGGUUAGCCAGUCUGGUGCUGGCGGCGGAAUGCAGCGCUCACAGGCAACGGACCGGUAGUCUGGGAGACGCGGAAACACGCGAGACAGCGGAGAAACGGGAGACAGCGGAGACAGAGGGCUAACGCACUGGUGUCAGAUAAGAGGAGAUACGGAGAGGCGACGACAGGAGCACGGACACAAGCUGCAGCUUGCACCCCAUCCUGCGGUAGCGGUCUCAUCGGCGACAUAAGGCUCUGCAGACAACAUUUCAGAAGGUGACCCUAACCUUGAAAGGUCAAAGGUCAUCAUGUUCUACGGGUCCUCGUCAGCCAGCAUGUCCCUUCCCUCAAAGAGUCGCAUCAAACGCCAGAGCAAGACCUUCACUCAGGUGCUGUACCGCACUCUGAGUUAUCGGGACCGGCGCUCCGUGACCGAGCUGGCUGCUGUCGCCCCCGACGACGACCCGGCGGAGCUGUCCGUGGCGACCUCGUCCCCGGGCGUCCUGAAGGUGUUCGGCGACGGCGUGUGUGUGGGGGCCAACUACAAGAGCGUUCUGGCCACGCCCACCUCGAGCGCGGAGGAGCUGGUCAAGGAGGCGCUGGAGCGCUACGGGCUGGACCGGGACCACUCCCCCGGCUACGUGCUCUGCGACGUGAUUGGCCGCUUCGACGACGGGCCGCCGGGAGAGCGCCGCUGGAGGAGGCGGGGCCUGCGGGCGCUAAGCAACAAUGAGAAGCCCCUCCUCCUGCAGGACCUGUGGAAGCCCAAGGAGGGACACGCCCGCCGCUUCGAGCUCCGCCUCCGCGCUGAGGUGGACGGGCUGAGCAGCAGAAACACAGACACAGUCACAGCAGAUAUAAACGCCCAGGCUCGUAAGGUGCAGCGGAAUCGUGCUAAAGGAACGAUGACCCUCUCCCGCUCCUCGCUCUGCCGGUCUCUCUCCGAGACCAGCCUCACGCUCGUGGGCGGGGCGGGGGAGGAGCCAAAGCGGUACUACUCCACCCUGCCUGGACCAAUCAGGGCGCGGUCGGCGCGAGACGGCGGCGCCCGUGACAUCAUGACAGGAGGCGGGCAGCGGAAGGAGGCGCGGGACGGAGGGGGCGGAGUCAGACACUCUCUCUACCAAUCGCCUCACCUCCUUCUGCUUCAGGGCUUCAACAGACAGGACUGUCUGGUGUAUCUGUUGAACAGAGAGCAGCACACGGUUGGCAUGGAGACGGCAUCAGCGAGACCCAGCAUCUGUCUCUCGUCUCCCGACAUCCUCCCUCUCCACUGCCUCAUCCGUCGCCACGCCAACCAGCGCCUGAUGGUGGAGCCCGUCGCCCAUGGCAACGUCCAGGUGAACUUCGCGCGGGCGGAGCGGCCCACGGCCCUUGGCCACGGCGACCUGCUCUCCUUCGGGGCGCACUACAUCUUCCUGUACAAGGACCCGCUGGGCGCGGGGCCUCUGCCCACACACACGUUGGCACGGUUACGGGUGCUUGGAGGAGGAGGGGUCACGACAGAGGAGGAGGAGGGGGGCGGAGUCUGCAGAAUGUGCGGCUCCUCCUUGAGGGAGCGUCCGCCGUCGUCCAAAAGAAGCAAAGCGAAAACACACACACACACACACACACACACGCCAGCUCAGACACACACGCCAGCUCACACACACACGCCAGCUCACACACACACACACACGCACACACACACGCCGCCACAGCCUCGGGCUCCUCAGCGCAGGCCGGUGCAGCUGGAGUUUGACUCCGCCCACGAGGACGCCCUCCUGCAGCGAAUCACGACGCUCGUGGAGCCCGGCGGGGACGAGCACAAGCUAAGCCCCGCCUUCCUGCUGUGCCUCUGCGUGCAGCACUCGGCCAAUCACAGCAGCCCUGGGAGCUACGCCACGCUGAUGCUGAAGAUCGCCCGCCGGAUCCAGACCAUCGCCUGGGAGAAGACGAAGGAACUUGCACAGAAACAAGCUCAGCAUCAGGAUCCAUCGUCUCUGUCUCUGAUGAGUAUCUCAGAUCUGAUCCCAGACCUGCAGCCCAUCUUCUUCUGGAUGUCCAACUCCAUCGAGCUGCUCUACUUCAUCCAGCAGAAAUCACCCAAAUACAGCCAGGGGAUUGAACAGCUGGAGACAGGCUCCAAGGACUCUCUGCUCUCAGCCUCCAUCUCAGUGAGUGAGGAAGCCAUGACUGUCCUGGAGGAGGUCAUAAUGUACACCUUCCAGCAGUGUGUGUACUACAUCACCAAGUCUCUCUACGUGGUGCUACCUGGUCUGCUGGACUGUAAUCCGUUUCUGGGUGAGAAGAGUGUGGGCGGGUCCGGGGGAGUGGUUCCGGAACAAGUGGGCGGAGUCGUCCAGGUGUUCCAGGCGACCCAGGAGCUGCUGAGCGACUUCCUGGUCCAUCCAGACAUCCAGAAACAGAUGUUCUCAUAUCUGUUCUUCUUCUGCAACGUGUCUCUCUUCAAUCAGCUCAUGGAGAAGGGUCCGUCCCGCGGCUGGUUCCAGCGUUCUCGUGUUCUGCAGAUCCAGGCCUGUGUGCAGGUGUUUCUAGACUGGGCCAAAGGGGAGGGGCUUCAGCCGCUGACUCACAAGUUCUUCAGGAAGUUCUCCAGCGUCCUCGCCAUACUGGCCACGCCUCCUCAACAUCUCACACAGAUGAGCUGGAGGACUCUCUCUCUGGAGCACGCCUGUCUGAAGCCCGUCCAGUUGCACAGGAUCCUACUUCACUACCAGCAGAAUGCUGACAUCACCGCUGUUCUGCACUGGACUCCAACGAAUGAAGACGAGACCUACGCCUGCAGAACAGUGGACCUGCUGGAGAGUUUUGAGAAUCAUCCUCCCAUCGUGUUGCCGAGCGCUGGGUUCCGUGUGGAUGUGGAGGGAGACGGCGUGGAGGAGAGUCUCUACAGACAGCUGCUCUAUGUCAAACACUUCCUGUGGGGACUCCGCCAGAGGGAGGUUCUUCCUGUCCAGUCCAGCCCACGACCAGCUGACCUCACCCAGCCCCGGGGGGAGGGGGAGGGGAGAGGAGGAGAAGGAGAGGAGAGGCUAAGAGGGAGAGGAGGAGGAGAGGAGGACGAGAGGGGAGGAGGAGAGGAGGAGGAGAGGCUGAGAGGGAGAGGAGGAGAGGAGGACGAGAGACACAGAAGGAGAGGAGGAGAGGGGGAGGAGGUCCAGAGGAAUGGUCUUGUGAUGAGGCAGGGAUCCCUGCUCUCAGACCCCUCCUGCCUCCUCACCCCCCCACACACACCCCUCUACCCCGACACACACACACCACCUCAGCUGGAGGAGCACACAAUAAACGGCCCUGCUGAAGGAAGUCAGAAAGCACCUCUAGCCUUCCACAGCACCAACGGAGGCGUCAGCAACGGCAUAGAAGGCUCCAUGAGUGGUUUCCCUUUCCCUGUUCCUGUUGUCCGUAGUAACGGCUCCGCCCUUGUGGGCGUGUCUUCCUCCCUUGUGGGCGUGUCUUCCGUGUUUGUAGUGGAGUUGGAGAAGGGACCCUACGGCCUCGGGAUGGGUCUCAUCGAUGGUCUGCACACAGAGUUAAAGGCUCCAGGGAUCUACGUGCGGACGCUGAUUCCAGACGGACCAGCAGCAUCAGACGGUCGCCUACGCAUCGGGGAUAGAAUCCUCGCCGUCAACGGAGCCAGCCUUAUAGGAGCAGACUACCAGAGUGCGGUGGAUCUCAUCCGGUUGGGGGGAGGACGGCUGCGAUUCCUUGUGGCUAAAUCAGAUGUGGAGAUUUCAGCCAAGAUCAGCGCAUCAUCCUGCUGAGAAGCACACACACACAUACUCACACACACACACACACACACACACACACACACACACACACACACACA